CCUUCUGCUCAGAUAGAGGAACUGAGGCAGCUCUGGGACUGGAACUCACAUCCUGAACUCUGCGUGUCAUCACCGUCCGAACAUGGAGAGCACAUAGAACCCACAACCAGAACCGCAACCUGAACCCGGACCGGAACCAGCACCUGGACCAGCAGGCAGCAGACAUGGCUCGAUGGGGGCAGCAGGGGGAGAUGACGGAGUUCAAGAAAAGCCAGAUCAAACGGGACAUGGAGAUGGGCGUGGUCAUGACGGUGUUCCGGCAGAAGGCGGAGCGACUCACUGUGCAGGUCAUCAUGGAAACACAACAGGUGGCGUGGACUCGCACCGCAGACAAGACGGAUGGCGUUUUGGAUCUGUUUGAGAUCAGAGAAGUUCGUCCAGGGAGGAACUCCAAAGACUUUGAACGCUUUAAAGACGGAAAGGACAAACAUGAGGAAAACUCGUGUUUCACAAUCUUCUACGGCUCCCAGUUUGUCCUCAACACCCUGAGUCUGGGAGCUGAUUCUGUGGACGAGGCUCAGAAAUGGCUGGUAGGAUUAGAACUGCUGAGGCAGGAGACACUGGCAGCUCCGACUCCGGUUCUGAUAGAGAGUUGGCUGAGGAAGAAGAUGUAUUCUAUCAAUCAGACCAAGACAAACAGCAUCUCCAUGAAGGAGCUGAAGACUCUCCUUCCUCUGCUCAACUACAAGGUGCCUGGCUCUCGGGCUCUCAAAGACAAAUUCGUGGAAGUGGGAGCAAAGAAAGACCGUCUGGACUUUGAGCAGUUCCAUAAGUUGUACAAUCUUAUAAUGUUUGAGCAAAAUGAGAUCCUUGAUGAAUUUAAGAAGGAGUCAUGUGCCUUCAUCCUGGGUAACACAGAUAAGCCUGACGCCUCAGCCGUUCUGCUUCAUGACUUCCAGCGAUUUCUUAUCUACCAGCAAAAGGAACUGUGGGCCAAUGAUCUGAACCAGGUCCGAGAACUGAUGACUAUGUUUAUUGACGACACCAUGAGGAAAACCAACGAUCCAGAAUUCACCGUCAGCGAGUUCCUUAGUUUCCUGUUUUCCAAAGAGAACUCAGUGUGGGAUGAGAAGUAUUCUGAGAUCAAUAACCUGGACAUGAACAACCCUCUGUCCCACUACUGGAUAAACUCCUCCCACAACACAUAUUUGACUGGAGAUCAGCUUCGUAGCGAGUCUUCCACCGAGGCGUAUGUUCGCUGUCUGCGCCUGGGAUGCCGUUGUGUUGAACUGGACUGCUGGGAAGGACCCGGGGAGCCCAUCAUCUACCACGGCUGGACCAGAACAACCAAGAUUAAGUUUGAGGAUGUGGUGAAAGCCAUCAACGAGCACGCUUUUGUCACCUCAGAGUUCCCGGUGAUCCUGUCCAUAGAGGAACACUGUCCCAUAGAACAACAGCGUCAGAUGGCUCGGAUCUUCAGUGAAGUGUUUGGAGACAAACUGUUGACUGAACCUGUGGAACAGAACGCUGAGCAGCUUCCAUCACCCACUCAGCUGAAGGGAAAGAUCAUCAUUAAGCACAAGAAGCUGAGUGUGGAGGGAGGAGGAACCAGUAAAGACUUCAGGAGGGGCGAAAAAUCUGGAGACUUGGAGAUUUGGGACCCUGUGGACCAGCGGUGGAACAAACAUUACUGUGUGAUCUCUGAGGAUAAGCUGUACUACGCCGAGGAGUACGAGGAGGAGGAAGAAGACCCCAGAAAGUACCUGGACCUCCACUGCUCUGAGCCCUGGUUCCAUGGGGGUAUGAAGGACGGCCGGCUGACGGCGGAACAGCUCAUCCAUGAUUACUGCGCAGAAACCGGGGGUCGUGACGGAACCUUCCUGGUGCGACGCAGCGACACCGUCCACACGGACACUCUGUCCUUCUGGCGCGGCGGGAGGGUCCAACACUGCCGUAUCCGCUCUGGGACGGAGGAGGGCUUCACCUACUACUAUCUGACACCAAACGUGCACUUUCCCAGUGUGUUCGCUCUGAUCCAACACUACAGAGAAAACCCACUGCGCUGCCAGAACUUUGAACUGCGCCUGACUGACCCUGUACCACAACCAGACCCACACCUGCAACAAGGGUGGUUCUACAGUAACCUGAGCAGAGGUCAGGCUGAGGAUUACCUGCUGAGGAUUCCCAGAGACGGGGCCUUCCUCAUCCGACAGAGGGAGGGGGAGUUGGACUCCUUCGCCAUCACAUUCAGAGGUGACGGUAAAGUGAAACACUGCAGGAUCCAAAAAGAGGGAAACAUGUAUCUGUUGGGAACGACCACAGAGUUCGAGAGCCUGGUGGAGCUGGUCAACUACUUCAGGAAGAACCCGCUGUAUCGCAAGAUUAAACUACGUUACCCAGUCACCCCGGAGCUGGUGGACCGCUUCAGCACGGAGAAAGACUGUGCUUCUCUGUACGAGGUCAAGACGUACGUGGAACCCAAUGAGAUCCAGCCUACACUGCCUCAGAGUACUGUCAAGGCCGUGUACAGCUACCAGGCAAAGAGGUCCGAUGAGCUGAGCUUCAACAAAGGAGCCUUAAUACACAACGUAGUCAAGGAGAACGAUGGAUGGUGGAAAGGAGACUAUGGGGGGAAGGUGCAGUUGUUGUUUCCAUCCAACUACGUAGAGGAAGUGUCGAACAACGCCAAAGCUGAGACCAGGGGACAGGAAAAUGAAGACAACCCACUGGGAGGACUGUGUAAGGGCGUCGUCGACAUCUCCAAGUGUAACAUCCAAAACUUGAAGAAUGGGAAAAACGGGAAACCUCACGUGUUGAUCCUUCAGGACAUGGAACAGGACAGUUUACAGUUCGACCUGGCGGCUGAUUCUCUGGAGGAGCUGUUUGAGUGGUAUCAGGUGGCCUGGGACAUCACACAGAGGGAGAUGAGCAAACAGUACAACCGGCAACAGGAGAUCAAGCAGCAGGAGGAAGUGGAGAAGAAGGCUGAAGUUGCCAUGGAGAUGUCAGAACUGGUGGUCUACUGUCAUCCACGCAGCAAAGAGAAGGACCGCUUUGACAGUUACACCUACAAAGAGAUCCGUUCCUUUGUGGAGAACAAAAUCCCCGGAAAAAGCCGAACCAAGGACUUCCUCCAGUACAACCGCAAAUCCCUGAGCCGGGUCUACCCCAAAGGCCAGCGGGUGGAGUCGUCCAACUACGAGCCCUACCCUCUGUGGGCCGUCGGAUGUCACAUGGUGGCUCUGAACUUCCAGACUGCAGAUAAAUGCAUGCAGCUGAACAGCGCCCUCUUCAGUCAGAAUGGACGGACAGGUUAUGUGCUGCAGCCGGAGCUCAUGCGCGACGACAACUACGACCCUAACCAGGAGAAGAAGGUCAAGUACAACAUCGCUAUCAGGGUCAUCGCUGCCAGACACCUGCCUAAACCUGGACGCAGCAUCACCAGCCCAUUUGUAGAGAUCGAGCUGUGUGGACACACCGAGAACAAGUUCAAGACCAUAGUGUAUCGUGAUAAUGGUCUGAACCCGGUGUGGAAGGUCCCAGCCGAGCCCGUGGUCUUCGCCGUCUCCGAACCUGAACUCACCUUCCUGCGCUUCGUGGUCAACGAGGAGGACAUGUUCUCAGACCCCAACUUCCUGGCCCAGGCCACGUUUCCUGUCAAAGGCAUUCGCACAGGUUAUCGCUCAGUUCCUCUGAAGAACGGCUACAGUGAGAACCUGGAGCUGGCGUCUCUGUUGAUCUACAUCAGCGUCCAACAGGCCGGGAAAGCGGAGGAGGAGCUGUACUCGUCCUCCAGUCAGCUGAGGAGGAAACAGGCCGAGCUCAGCGAACCCUUCCUCUACGACACCCACACAAACCUCCAGGGGUCGGCUCCCCCCCGCCAACACAACCCCCUCAUGAGAGAAUCCAGCACCAGCGAGAAACACAGGACGAAAGAAAAGAAGAUUAACAACAGUAGGUUCUACUCCCCCUGAGGAUCCCAGCGGCCCUCGUCCUUCUAGUGGUUGUCACGGUGACGGUAACUUUUCAGGGCAUUCUGGGAAAUGUAGGAAAUAAACAGGCGGCAUUACUAAGGCCACGCCCACAUGGAGAUGAAAACGAGCUAUUUGUUUUGUAAGUGGUGUUUUAACACUGCCGCAGAAAUACACAAAGAACAGACGACCUGGAGAAUAAAAGGAAUGUGAUGUAACCAGAGGGUCUCCACAGGGGGUCCGGAGAAAACAGAAAACAUGUAUGUGUUGUAAACCAUGGAAAACUAAAGUGGUCUCUGGGUGGACUUCCUUUCAUCCUGUCCAUGAUCAACUGUUAUCAAACUGGUUUCAGUUCAAGUCCGUCCUGAAUGAAUAGUUUAACUGCAGCUCAGUCGACGCCCCCUGCUGGACGCUGUUAUUGUUGGAGUUUUUAAUGUAUUUUUAUGAGUGAAUGAGAGCUCAGGAGUGACGUCACAGCAGGUUUCUGGCUAGUUUUUAUGUGUACGUAUACAACAGAAAUCAUGUGACUGAGGAUAAGAGUCUAAAAGAAUAAGAACAUUUCAUGUAUUUAAUAUGACACCAGAUGGAGUUUAUGGAGCUCGUCUAUUUCCUGUCUUCAUGAGUUGAAUUAGUAAAGUGUGUUUGGUGUAAAAUUCUUGCUCUGUUCCU
Messenger RNA from Sphaeramia orbicularis (orbiculate cardinalfish), 4580 nucleotides. It is a transcript of the gene plcg2, whose product is annotated as phospholipase C, gamma 2. Gene Ontology annotation, cellular component: ruffle membrane. NCBI's taxonomy places the organism in Eukaryota, Metazoa, Chordata, Actinopteri, Kurtiformes, Apogonidae. Bases 165 to 3914 code for a protein of 1249 amino acids. Gene Ontology annotation, biological process: phosphatidylinositol-mediated signaling; phospholipid catabolic process; positive regulation of epithelial cell migration. The record is from RefSeq and is a predicted model, not a curated record. Gene Ontology annotation, molecular function: phosphatidylinositol-4,5-bisphosphate phospholipase C activity; protein binding. The transcript is spliced from 33 exons.